Molecule: messenger RNA, 2654 nt
Organism: Pezoporus flaviventris
Lineage: Eukaryota; Metazoa; Chordata; Aves; Psittaciformes; Psittacidae
Gene: LHFPL2
Product: LHFPL tetraspan subfamily member 2
Exons: 5
Coding region: 1579-2265 (228 amino acids)
Cellular component (GO): membrane
Source: RefSeq, a predicted model, not a curated record
ACCUGUCAUCCACUUGCAACAAUCAGCAUAUUACACAAGGGCUCAAAUGCAGAGAACAGCAGAGGCUUGUGGAGACAUGUCUGAGCUUAAACCGUAAUUUUCUCUGCAGAUGCUUUAAAUGGGUAUUGAUACUAGUAGACACAUACGUGCUUAGCAGUAGAUAUCUUAAAACACUAAAAAUUACAAAGUUCUUGAAAACCCCGGCUCAUCAGGGUGCUGCUUUUAAGCUGGAAGACUGUUAACUGGGAUUUUAAAGGGAGAUUGGUGGGAAACCAUUUAUUCUCAGAUGAAAAGUUUCAAAAACAGAAGCUUUACAGACAAUUUUGGAGAAAUUUUCUUGCAAUGUAAAUUGUGUAAGUAUUUUUUCUUUUUUUUUCCAGAAGGUCUAGACUGAGAGGAAUGUUUGGAAAUAGGGUGAGUUGAUGUUUACAGUUCUCGCUUUCAUUCAGUGCACCCUCCACAAGGAGGUCCAGCGGGGCAGGUCACGGGUGGUGGAACGGCAGUGGUUAAUACCGGGCCUGAUAAUGCCGGUUCUUAGCGGGUCCGUGGCGGGAGGCCGAGGAAGGAGCUCUGGUUAUUUAAACCGCCAGGAUGGGGGGUCUGUAAUUAUACGGGCUGUUUGCUGGAGCUCUCCCUUGGGCCAGCCGCUACGACGGCUGUGGCGCUGGCCGGGAGCACACCAGCCCGACCCUUCGAGGAGCCGGGUGCCCGCGGCGGCUGCCGGCAGGGCCAAGAGCGGCGCGGACUGGGCCUCCCGCGUCCCGCUUGGAGCCUGCCUGGCCCCGGGCACAGGCACACCGCCGCGGCUGUCGGUGUGAGAGCGGGGGACGUCAGUGGGAGGGGGCCGGACCUGGGCAGGGCAGGGCGGCCGCGUCCCAUCCCUCCCCGCCCCUCGCCGCGUCUCCCUCUCUCGCUCACUCCCUUCCUCCGGCUGGGGGCGGGCGGGUCGGCGGUUGCCGGGAUUCAACUCUUGCUCCCUCGGUGCAUGGUCGUGGCGGGAGCGGAGGAGGGUGAGCCCGGCGGGGCGCGGGCCGGAGGCUGCGGCGGGAGCAAAGCCCCAACGCGGAGGAACCGCCACUGCCCGGCCGAGAACAGACACCUGGUAGAACCUGAACAUCAUUCUGUGUAGGCAAGUCCAAGUAAUUCAGAAUUUAUAAGAAAAUUUCAAAGGUAUUGCCAAGCAUCUGAAUUAGUUGACCAAGACCUAAGGAUUUGGAACACUGGUGUGUGAUGUCAAACAGUGGGCAGUCCUUGCAGCCUCCCCCGCCAGCCUGCAACAUCAUGUGCCAGUAUGAAUAUUAAGAAAGAAGAGUGUACUUCAGAGCUCAGCAUCCCAGAAAGAAAAAAGGAGGAACAGAAAGAACAAAUAACUGCACUGCUUGCAAAACUUGGGGCCGUUUACUUUUUCUUCUGAGAAGUAUCAUCUAGGCAUCUCUGAGACAGCUGAAAAAGCAGGCAGAACAGUUACUGCGAUUUUCUUAGAGUCCUUUUUUUCUUUUUUUAACUUAAAUUUUUCCUCCCCUUGUGCCUGGAUUUUAAGACCAUCAGCUGCACUGAUCACAGGCACUGGACACCAAUAUGUGUCAUGUCAUUGUAACGUGUCGGUCAAUGCUGUGGACUCUCCUGAGUAUUGUGGUGGCUUUUGCAGAGCUCAUAGCUUUCAUGAGCGCAGACUGGCUGAUCGGCAAAGCAAAGCCUUCAAGCUCUGAGGAUGUGGACAACAGAACAGGGGGGUCACAGGAACCUUACCGUCCGACUCUGGGCAUCUAUGGGCGCUGCACCAGAAUCUCCCACAUGCAGUUUUCUAGACGAGACACACUUUGUGGUCCUUACGCCGAAAACUUCAAUGAGAUUGCCAGUGGGUUCUGGCAGGCAACUGCUAUUUUCCUAGCUGUGGGAAUCAUGAUUCUCUGUGCCGUGGCAUUUGUGUCUGUCUUUACUAUGUGUGUGCAGAGUAUUAUGAAGAAAAGCAUUUUUAAUGUCUGUGGGCUGCUACAAGGGAUUGCAGGCCUCUUCCUUAUUUUAGGUUUGAUAAUUUACCCUGCAGGUUGGGGAUGCCAGAAAGCAAUAAGCUAUUGUGGACCUUAUGCUUCUGCUUACAAACUAGGAGACUGCUCCGUGGGCUGGGCUUUCUACACAGCUAUUGGUGGCACUAUUCUGACGUUCAUCUGUGCAGUCUUCUCGGCGCAAGCUGAAAUAGCCACGUCCAGUGACAAAGUGCAAGAAGAAAUAGAAGAAGGAAAAAACCUUAUCUGCCUCCUUUAACUCCAGUGGGGAAAAGAUACCAGUGCCUGGAUCUUAAUCUGCUUUCCAUUGACUGGUCAAGCAGAUCCACUUACUUUUUUCUACCAUUUGUGUGAUUGAGCCCCAUGCAUUCCAGCCCCGAACUACUGAAAUGGUCUUUCUCCCUUGCUCAGCAAUGAGGAUCAGGGAAAGAAUCCCAAGAAAGCAGAAUGUAAAUAUUGGGGAUUUUUUUUAGUUUCAUUCUAUGAUCAGGACACAGUGGAAUACAGUAAUCUGACUGGGAGGUGAGGAAUCAUGUAUAUAGCAGGAAUGUUGCUGUUAUAACUGACAAAUUCUGAUUGAUCGGAUUGCCUUACCCACCUUGUCCACUUUGAGGAAUUUGGAUUUAAAAUAAUAAAAGCCAGCACAUU